This is a messenger RNA of Geodia barretti, 1062 nucleotides long. NCBI's taxonomy places the organism in Eukaryota, Metazoa, Porifera, Demospongiae, Tetractinellida, Geodiidae. The record is from the annotation of a GenBank genome assembly.
AUGAUUCAGGUCAUGGUCAUGUCUUACGAUAAGUUGAAUGAUUCCGACAUUUUGGCAAUCAAUGGAACCUCCGCCGCUCUCCAUAUUUCGGAUAUCCCUUUCGCAGGCCCUAUCGGUGCUGUUCGUGUCGGGCGAAUUGAUGGAGAAAUUAUUGUCAAUCCCACAAUCGAACAGCAAAUUGACAGCGAUGUGAAUUGUGUGAUGGCAGGAACAUCGGACGCGAUAGUGAUGGUGGAAGCAGGAAGUUUCGAAGUUUCCGAAGAUACGAGGAGGGGUCUCCUGAUAGGGGAGUUGUCUCUGGUAUUUGGUAAAAUCGAAAAAGAAGUUUUCCGUGGCUUGAUUUUAGAUGAGGGGAAACGUUCGGAUGGUCGGGGGCUUCGUGACGUCAGGCCGAUUACCAUCAGAAUGUCGCCCCUUGCCAGGCCCCAUGGCAGCUCAUUGUUCACACGAGUGUUGGUGAAGCGAAGCCAAACCGUGGUCCUGGCCGCCGUGAAAUUGGCACACGGUGCGCUUGCUUCUCGGGCCGUGCAGGCGAUUUUGCCUGAGCAGGAAGAUUUUCCCUAUACAAUCCGCGUGGUUUCAGAUAUCACGGAGAGCAAUGGCAGUUCAUCCAUGGCGAGCAUCUGCGGCGCCAGCUUGGCCUUGAUGAGUGCGGGCGUACCGAUAACAUCUCCAGUGGCCGGCAUUGCCAUGGGCUUAAUUAGUGAAGAAUCCACAGGGAGAACGGCAAUACUUACGGAUAUCCUUGGAUUGGAAGAUCAUUUAGGAGACAUGGACUUCAAGGUCGGUGGGACGCGUCAUGGCAUUACUGCUCUCCAGAUGGAUAUCAAGAUCAAAGGGUUGCAAUUGAGCCUCGUGGGAGAUGCUUUGGCGCAAGCCAAUGAUGCGAGGAUGCAUGUACUUGAGCAGAUGGACAAAGUGAUUUCCCAGCCAAGUGAAGAGAUUUCCCCUUACGCGCCGCGGAUUAUGACGAUUCAGGUUUCCAAAGAUCGUGUGAGAGAUGUCAUUGGACCGGGCGGGAAAGUGAUUCGAGGAAUCGUCGAGGAAACAGUGCGGAUGUAG